GUCUUUCUCUCUCUCCCUUCUCCUCUCUCCCUCUCUCUUUCACUCUCUCCCUCCGUCUCUCUCUUUUGCAGACUCUGAAUGCGCAUCUUCUCCUUCUUCCUCUCCGUUUUGGACCCCUCUCCAGCUCCUCGGUGGGUGAGAGAACCGUGGGAAUUUUCUCAAACUUGGAGGAAAAAAAAAACCUUGUUUGCAGCUGUUGGAUCUCAUCAGGCGUGAAGGAGCAGCAGAGCUAUUUGAAUAAGGUACAGAAAAGUGCAGUUAGUAUCAUAAUGUGAUGAAUGUCUCUGUCUUCCAUCAGAAAAGAUGACUGUGCUGUAAGGUGUGUCCGCUGAUCUCUGAGGAUUUGUGCGUAAAAAUUGAUUCCUUUGCGCAUUUUCCCCCUUUUUGCGCAUGACAGUCAAAGUGUUUGUAUCCAUGACAUUUCCAUCAUCUUUUGAGUCUUUUUUAAUAGAUUUUUAAUGCUUAUGAACUAUUAAUCUUUUUGAUACAUUAUCUAUGGGGGUUUCUUUGACUUUUGAUUGCUAUAACAACAGAGAAUAGUGGCGCAUAUCCAGAGAAGAUUCAACAAAAAUAAACACUGAUAUUUAUUCGUGGGGGAGUUUUGUGACGCAGCAUCUGGUCUCCAUCCACAGUCAGACAUGUGAACAGGGAGGUCUCUGUCAUUCUUAUGUGUGGCAGGUUGUGUCGCAGGGACGAAAGGGGAUUUUUAAGCACAGCUCGGCCUUGGUUCGCUCUGCUCUGAAGACUCAAGGGCAUUUGUGCAAUUCUCCAGAUAUCUCAGGCCCCCAUUUUGUUUGCAUGACAUCAUUACCUGCUUCUUUUGUGUGGGAAGAUUAUCUGUUGUCUAGAUGACAUGUAAACAAAGCUGACAGGGACUAGAUCAAAAUUUAAAGACAUGAUUUCAGCCAAUCCUCAUGGACAUCUUUAUAUAAAAUAGUUUUAGAUGACAUUGUGGACUGUCUGUCUGCUUGGAUGUAUUCUGCUUUUAGAGAUAGUUUUAAGGUGGGAUCAGCUGCACUGUUAGUGUUUUCAUAAAUCAGUGACUCGUCGGUGAUGUCAAAAGACAGCAGAAAUAACCACAGAGAGAUUUUAACCAUCUUUUACCUCAUAGAAAUCUCGUUUGUCCGAUAAACUUCACUUUUCCAUCACAGGACAAUGAAAAACAGUGAACCUCACCCCACCCUGAAGGACGAGACUAAAGCUAGUUUAUUGAUCAGUAUGUUAGAAAUGAAUCAUUUUUGAUUCACCACCUAAAAAUCUAAAGGCUCUGAAUUAUAUGAAGUUAAUGUUCGACCAGGACAUGCCUCCUUUUCAAAUACAAAUUAUAUUGUGCUUUAAAAUAACUCACUCUUAUUCAUGAGGGAAAAUAAACUAUUUGUAAAGUAUUUAUUCUUCAUCUUAAAAUACUAUUUUAGAUCUACUAAUACUUCAAAAAUGCAGAAUGUAAAGUAAUGAUCUGGAUCAGCCAAAAGUGUUUUGUAGGAUUUUGAAAAUGUUUGGUUGGAUUAAUUUUUUAUCACAGUCUGUAUUUACUUUUUUGGUGAAAUAAUCAAGAAGGACAUUUUGGGUGAUGAAAAAUGAAGUCAAUGCAGAAGUCCAAAAAUCCUCGUGUCCACUCCAGGCUCAUGCAAAACCCAAGAAAACCCCAUUAGAGUCCUAAAAAACACCUGUUUUGAAGGCAAAACUUAGAAUGUUAGCAGCCUCAGUCAAAAAAAUAGAGUUUUGGUCUUUACAGCUCGAUUGUUUUUUCAUGCAAACAUAAUAUUACACAGGGUGGUUUAUUAAAAAAAGAACAGUUUGUCAACAUAAUGACUUAAAUGAAGAAUUUUGUACAGAUCUGCAUAAUUCGGGGUGUAGCUCAGCUGACUGCUUAUUUUCCAGGAGGCUUCAGGCCUGUUGCCACAUUAACAUGAGCCUCAUAUGGUCCUAAUAUUGAGUUAAAGACAUUUUUUCAACUUUUGGUAUGAUCAGAUAUUUUCAAUUAACUAAACUUUUUAAUCAAGUUUAUACUGAAAUACUGCUUUGGCUGAUCUAACUGACUUGUUAAGGGUUAUAAUCAGUCUUUGGUUGAACUGUUUGUGACAUAAAACCCAAAUAACUUUAGGAUAAAGCUGAGCUGAAGGGAACCACUGCCACAAACAAUCAUGUAGUAUAACCAACUGGGAGCCUGACAUCAAAAACUCGUGUGAAAGACUCAUUUUUUUAAACUCACUUCAUAAUUUCCUCCCAAAGGUUUGUCCACCUGUGUCUCAGAACAUGUCCAGUCCAUUGGAGCGGGUUGUAGCCCAGAAGAAGGAGGCCAUCGAGGCAGCGAUGGACAUGUUCGAGAGAGGGGCCGAAGUGUUGGCCAGCGCCGUGGGCGAGCUCUUCCCGAUCUGUGAGGCCGCCGCUCCGGUCCUCCGCCUCGCCUUAGACAAUGUCCAGAGCAAAGAGGUCUUCUUCGUCAAAGAGCAGUUUCUCACAGUCAGGAACAAACUGGACGUCCUCUCCGCCCAGCUGGAAGACAUCGACUGUGAGAUCAAGAAGGGGAGGCUGGACUCCCAGUACUUCUCUGUGGAGGAGAACAUUAGAAACCAGUUUCGGAAGUACGUGGACAUCUUAGAGGCCAAACAGCAGUUCAAGGAGGUGAAGACCAGACUGUUUCUGGAGCAUUUUUCCAAAACUGGAGGAGAGAAGAAUCUGUUUGUGCUGUAUGAUGCUGUGAUGGGAACAAACAGCUUUGGGGAGUCGGUUCUGGAGGUGGUGGAAAGGUAAGUUGACAGAUUUCACAUCAUUUUUUUUCACUCAUCAAACAUCCUGUUCAGUAGCUGAAAAGCUUUGGUGAGAAACUUUCUUUUCAUGUUGACUUUGGCAACAUCUGUGAGCAAAGCAGUACAUCUAAUCUCUUUGUUGAUCUUAUCAUGUACAAGCUUGUGAAACAUCUGAAAAGAAAAAUCUCCACCUGCUUCAUUUUCAGUGUCAAAGGUAGCACCGAUGGGAAACUUUCCAGCAGAAAUGUCAACAAGGUCUUUUAGCAGCGGGGCUGUAAAUCAUCCUGACUUAACAGAGAGUGAACUGAAGUAAAGGAAACAAGGAUUAGAAAUAACCUAAUAAUGAAGAAUGUUGGUUUUCUUUCUGGUGGUCUUAAUCCUCUUUUUAUUUCAGUCAAUCACAUUACUGGUUCAUAUCAGCUAACAGUGUAUUUAAGAGUUGGAGAAUGUCAUGGUAAAGGUUUAAUUACAACUACAACUUAACAGCCAGUUUUGAUUUUUGUGGCACAUUAAGUAUGCAGUUAAAAGCUUCUUAAUCACUAAAGCUACCGUUACUCUACCAACCGUACAAUGGGAGGGGCGAGUCGCUUGAUCGUCACAUUUCUUUAUACCGUACCUUCAAUUUUAAAUGUUGGAUGUCGAUACUAAACAUGAGCAAAGUUUCAAGUUGUGAGGUAAUCGUUAUUUGCAAAGUAACUCUAUUGGCAGCUUACAGCUCGUUUAAAAAGUCACAAGAGGGUCAAGAAAGGGGAAGUAAGACUCGUUCAAUUUGUGACAUCAUGAGUUGGUGAACUUUGGUGAACAUCCUGCGCUACUCUGGUCAGUUUGUUUCCUUUCCGAAUUUCAAAGUCAAAAACGUAUGACCAGUUUUGUCAGUGGCAAAGACUUUGUGACAUGGACAACAGUGGACAAGGCUUCAAAAGAGCUGGCAAGUAAAAAAAAUGUGGGUUCAUGGGAUCGGAUGGCACAAACUGAAGCUAGAAUGGGGUUCAAAAACGAAUGUGGCGCCCUCUCUAAACAGUUUUUUGGAGGAAUAUCAAAGAUUGUUUGGACUGACUGCCAACAUAACUGAUCUUUUUGUUUUUACUUCACUGAUCAAUUAUUUCUCUGACUGCGCUCAAGUCUCACUGAUCAGUAAACACUUCAGAUGUUUGGGAACUUUGUGUUGCUGAAAGGUAACUCGGGUUCGACUCCAAGGGCAUCAGUGUCGGACGUCCUUGCCUUCCAUGUGUCUUUGGCACCAAAGUUGUUGCACAUUUCUGGUGAUAAAGUCAAAUAAACAACCUUAACGUACAUACCAAUGGUCUCUGUUCUGUAGGUAUGUAGCAAGGAACCGCCGCCUCCUGGAGGAUUUCUGUGUCCGGAUGAAGGAGCUCUUCUGUCUGGGCCUGAUCGCUCUGCUAGGACACAGUGCCUUAACCCAGGGCCAAGAGGAAGAAGAGGAAAAAAUCCAACAGUGGAGCAGCAAAAUCGAAGAAGUUGAGUCCAGGAUGAAGACGUUUAUCGAGGCCUGUGUCGCUGCUUUCCCAGAGCAAGCGAAGUUAGACUCUCAGCUCCUCCUGCAGGAAAAGGAGCAGGAGAGCCUGCAGGAUACGACUCAACAGCUUCUGGAGUUCUUGGUGAAAAAGUACGACUGGGUCAGCUGGUCUGUGCGGCUCAUCAACCAUUCAGGCAGCACCUACCGCAACUGGCGAGCAGGGGAGCACUUCCAUCAUGUGGCGGGACAGAACUGGUUCGAGGUUCUCCAGGUGAACAACAUCAACCUGGUGGUGUCGUUCAGCACCAAACCCCAGCCCGUGCCCCGAGACUUCAUCCGACAGAUCAUGGAGGGUGCGGGUAAGAAGGGGAACGCUCCCGCGGUGGUGGAGGUGCUGGAGAAGCAGCUGUGCGGGUUUGUCGUUCACGCCGUCAGUCGCCACAAGGAGUCGGCUGCUGCGUGGAGUUUCCCCGAGGACUGUCACUACUGGGAGCGACACAAGAACGUGGCGGUGUGUGUGCACUCGGAGUGAAGCUGAGGUGGUGUACCUCCGAGUGUGGGACCAUCUAAAGUCUGAGAAUCAUUUUGCUGAUAUAUCAUAAAAUUGUUUACAGCUUUUACAGGAUUUUUCAGGUUGUGUCAGAUUUGGCGCCCCCUAUGGAUGACUUUUUUUUGACUGAAUUUUUUCUGUGCCAACGAAAGAUUUCAAUUUUUUUUUUUUAAAUGUUGCAAUAUGGUGUCAGACCAAACAGGUGUAGCAGAUUAUGUAAAUAAUCAAAGAGUCAAUAAAAUAACGUAGAAUUACUUUACAUUUGAAGCCAUUUAAAAAUAUGAAAUACUGACAUUUUAAACCUGCGAUUAAAAUAUGAUUACUGGCAAUUAAUUGUUGGCUAAGACAGUAUCUUAAAGCUUCCGUGAAGACCUUUAGUUUGUGUCAAUUAUGGCUCCCCCUGUGGACAAAGCAGUCUUUGCUGACUCCCUACAGUCGAAUGCGUCAUUUAUUAUUAAUGUAGAUGUGGAAAGUAGAUGUUGGGCAGCAAAUAUCGCAAUUUAAAAAUGGUCAAUCCUCUCCUGAUGAUCUUAUUUGGAAAUUAUGAAAAGUUUUCAGUUUUUUGCUUCAUUUCUUAAAUGUCAUGAAACUCUCCACAGGAGCUUUAACUGUAUUUAAUAAACACUUAAGCCAUUCCUAUUCCAUAUAGUAGGGCAGGGAAAGGUUAAAAAGGAAAAGUUUAAGUAUUAAAAGUUUUUAAAGGCAGAUCAGAGUUUGUUUCUUUUUACUUAAACUUUGUGUUCCACAUCAUUUGCUAUAAUAAUCUGAUUUUAAAUGCACUUUUUUGCUCUUCUCAGAGUAUCGAGUUAAAGGUGUUUUAUGUUCAGUUCAAUCUGUUAAAUUUAGAUUGUUUGCACAUUUUUGUCUACGUAAUAUCAUUAAUAAUAUGUUGUCAUUUAUACAUAUCUAUAAUACACAGCUAAUUGUGAGUAACUAACCAGCUUGUAUCUUUCUGCAGUUUUACACUAACACUGCACUCUAUAUAAUGAUACAGGGCUUCUGUGCUUUUACCUCGGCUGCAUACAGUAAUAAUUCAGACUCUCUGAGUAACGGCCUGAGCACCUAAAGAGAUGCUUCUGCUGAGGCGGCACACUGAGCUGUGCUCCCGUUUUGUCUCCGCUCAGCAGGCUGGCCUACAUAACUCUGACAGGACGACGGAGGUUACUCUUUCAGGCGUGAAGAACAAAGAGGCGGCGAGUUUGGCAGCAGAGAUGCGACAAUGUGCCUUGUGUUUUAAACACAUUCAACCAAAACUAGUGAACCUCGACUGCUAACCGGAGCUGUGCCUGACGAAAUCAAAUAGUCUGCUACUGUGUGUUUUAUUCAUAAUGGUGAUAAGAGCUGUGUUAGUUUGCACUUCCUACACACUUGUACUGUUUUGUUUUCAUGUAUGUGCCAUUUUCUGUCCAUGUAGGCUGCAGUUUCUUUGAUUUUUAAUGUCUCUGCUCCCAUUUCAAAUCAAAACUGUGAUUUUUGUUAGGAAUUAACAACCAUUUCACUUUCUGGAUAUUAAAAGUUUAUUUUAAGGACAGAGAAAGCUGCUUUAACAAAUGAACCACUCUCUCUGGAUGUUAUGUUUUUGACAUUUAUGAUAAAAUGAAGGAAAUUUGUUAUUUAUUUUUAUCAGUGUUUUGUUUUAUUACCUGAAACCUUCAGCUUCUGUUAAACCAGAAUAAUCUCAAUAAAAUCAGUGCAUGCUGUAUAAUCUUGACUCUUUCUGGCAGGUAAUGACAGAAAGCAGAUAUUUAAUGGACGUGUAAACAAACAUAAUCUAAUAUCUGACUCUGAUUUCUUGUACCCAUGUGAUUUAGCGUCUCUAACCAUUAAAACAAAGCAGUGCAACCUCAGCACCAGAGACUACAGCUAAUUGAAUUGAUAUUUACACAUAAGUCAGCAUUUCCUGACCGCAGCUCUGCGAUGAUAGUCUAUGAAUAACCUUUGGCUGAGCUAAUACCCCGCAGACGAGCAGCAAAGUGCUUGUCUUAGCAGGAACGGAU
Xyrichtys novacula (pearly razorfish) is the source of this 6774-nucleotide messenger RNA. NCBI's taxonomy places the organism in Eukaryota, Metazoa, Chordata, Actinopteri, Labriformes, Labridae. The record is from the annotation of a GenBank genome assembly.